UGGAGUGCAGUUGUUGUGCUCUAGAAAUACGUAUGGUCUCCGUGUUGCUUUAGGUCCGGUACUGAAAUACAUUCAGUAGAGUUUUUGUCUUCUGGCGUUCUUAGGUACAUGUUCUGCUGCUGUUUCGUUGUAAACACGAAUAUCUAAAUGAUUGUAUUACAGGCGGAAUCGCGAGACCUGCGUUCUCCUAUGUGAGUGAUCUGAACACCCGUGACAACCUUCAGUGACAAGGACAGAGUAGAAGACAUUCAUACGUCAAAUAAACUACAGAUCCCAAUGGCUAAAAAUGAACAAAGACUUCGCAAUCAAGACACUAAUCCAUGCAUGGAAGAGAGUGAUGCCUCCAUCAAGUGUGUCCACACCAAUAAAAUUAACCAGAGCAUGUGUUCAGACUAUUUUCAGAGAUAUCAGAACUGUCGUAAGUACUGGCACAACAUAAUGCUGAAAAGGAGACGGGAAGGUGUGAAACCUGUAAUGCCAACUGCAGCAGAGAGGAGGGAAAUGCUUUCAGCCAUUGGAAGCAAACCGUAUUGAACGCCGACGAAUGCAGAAGAAGAAACACCAAGGAGCUUGCUGUAAAUGCCUGGAUCAUAGACGCUGAUCUUCUGCAGAGAGCGUUUAUUCUGAAAAGUCACUGGAAAAAAAGGGGAAGAAUCAUCAAUUUGACAAAGACAAGACCUGAGUAGGAUUAUCAAGAAAUAAAUGUGUAAGAAAGGAGAGGACAUUGACGACAACACCUAGUCUUUUUGGAACCACAGAACUGGUGCUUGAAGAACUUGUUCUAGUUUUUAAAAAAAAGAUCACUUCUGGCAGUUUUUUUUAUAUAGAUUUAUAUUUAGCACGUUAGCUUCUUCUCUUAUAAUUAAGUUAAUUUAAUAUUUCUAAAUUACAAAAUUAACGCUGCAUGAAGUCGGUCGCCUAAGUUUGCACUGCCUCUGUGUGGUUAAUAUAAUAAUCUUUUGGAACGUUCGCAACCCUCCAACAGUGACAUCUGGUGGUCAAAUGAAUGUAAGGUUUUAUAAUAAUGUUAGUGUAAUACCUCACUCAAUAAAGGAAGUUUGACUUGA
Molecule: messenger RNA, 1067 nt
Organism: Cynoglossus semilaevis (tongue sole)
Lineage: Eukaryota; Metazoa; Chordata; Actinopteri; Pleuronectiformes; Cynoglossidae
Gene: chchd7
Product: coiled-coil-helix-coiled-coil-helix domain containing 7
Exons: 4
Coding region: 277-534 (85 amino acids)
Biological process (GO): mitochondrial respiratory chain complex assembly
Cellular component (GO): mitochondrion
Source: RefSeq, a predicted model, not a curated record